Eremomyces bilateralis CBS 781.70 is the source of this 926-nucleotide messenger RNA. Its product is annotated as ras-domain-containing protein. Gene Ontology annotation, biological process: signal transduction. Gene Ontology annotation, molecular function: GTPase activity; GDP binding; GTP binding. The record is from RefSeq and is a predicted model, not a curated record. The transcript has 4 exons. Gene Ontology annotation, cellular component: plasma membrane. The coding region runs from base 195 to 824 and encodes 209 amino acids. NCBI's taxonomy places the organism in Eukaryota, Fungi, Ascomycota, Dothideomycetes, Eremomycetales, Eremomycetaceae.
AAGAGUGCACUUCCAUUGCAAAGCCCCCAUCGCGCAUUCUAUUGCUCCGCCGCCUUUUCCCCUACGCUCCAUUCCGUAGCCUCCUUCUCCACUUCCUAACCGUCCCGCUCGAGCUAUCGUCUUCAUCGUCCUCCGAUCACUUCUCCGUCCAGGUCCUGCGUCGCGCAGUAUCCGUUCUCCAUCUCAAAUUCACUAUGGCUUCAAAGUUUCUACGAGAGUAUAAGUUGGUAGUGGUCGGCGGUGGUGGUGUUGGCAAGUCUUGCCUGACCAUCCAGCUCAUCCAAGCCCACUUCGUCGACGAAUACGAUCCGACGAUAGAAGAUUCCUACCGCAAGCAGUGCGUCAUCGACGAUGAAGUCUCACUUCUCGACAUCCUCGACACAGCCGGCCAGGAGGAGUACUCGGCGAUGCGAGAGCAAUACAUGCGCACGGGAGAAGGAUUCCUGCUCGUCUAUUCAAUAACCUCACGGCAAUCAUUCGAGGAGAUUAUGACCUUCCAGCAGCAGAUCCUACGCGUGAAGGAUAAGGACUACUUCCCGAUUAUCGUGGUGGGCAAUAAGUGUGAUUUGGAGGGUGAGCGGGAAGUCUCGACACAAGAGGGUGCCCAAUUGGCCCGACAGUUCGGCUGCCAAUUCAUCGAAACGUCCGCCAAGUCCCGCAAGAACGUGGAAGAGGCCUUCUAUGAGAUUGUCCGCGAGAUCCGCAGAUACAACAAGGAGAUGUCCAAGUACGGCUCCGGCGUGCCGACCGGCAACGGCCCGCAAAAGCUGGAGAUGGAUGGCCACGAUCAUAGGCGCAGGUGCGGUUGCUGCUCAGUAAUGUGAGGAGGACGGAGCGGAAUGAUGGGAGAUGGUUGUGGAGGGAAGUUGAAUACAGGAUGGAUGCAUCCGAUAGUCAAGAUGGGGGAACGGCGGGCAUAUGACACC